Molecule: messenger RNA, 1854 nt
Organism: Neocloeon triangulifer
Lineage: Eukaryota; Metazoa; Arthropoda; Insecta; Ephemeroptera; Baetidae
Product: FAD-dependent oxidoreductase domain-containing protein 2-like
Exons: 10
Coding region: 15-1820 (601 amino acids)
Molecular function (GO): flavin adenine dinucleotide binding; monooxygenase activity
Source: RefSeq, a predicted model, not a curated record
GCUGCCGUCUUGCAAUGACAAUUCUCUUUUUGGCUUCGACACUGCGAGCCGUGAUUCCUGCUGGCAGCAUCAAUUUGCACGAUUACUGCAUAAUUGGAGCCGGACCGGCUGGCUUACAAAUGGGCUACUUUUUGGAAAAAUCCGGGCGCGAUUACGUGAUCUUGGAGCGUGCAGAAACGGCAGGCAGUUUUUUCUCUCGAUACCCACGGCACAGGGCGCUGAUCUCCAUCAACAAGAGGAGCACCGGCCGAAGAAACCGCGAAUUUAAUUCUAGACACGACUGGAACUCGCUGCUCUCCGACGAUCCACGCCUUCUGUUCUCCCGAUACUCGCAAGAAUUCUUUCCAAAGGCAGAUGACAUGGUGCGGUAUUUGAACGAUUUCCAGCAACUGCUCGCGAUUAAGGUGCACUUCAACACGACUGUCACGCAAAUUCGUCGCCUCCCCCAAGACAAGACUUUUCUCAUUUCAAGCCCUUCUGCUGAAGACAGCUAUAAAUGCCGAUGGGUAAUAGUCGCAACUGGAAUGUGGGUGCCUAACAAUCCAAGCUUUCCCGGCUCGGAAUUGCUGCAGACUUAUGACAAAGUCUCCAUCAGGCCGGAGGAAUUUGAGGGACACAAAGUUUUAAUCUUGGGCCGGGGGAAUUCAGCUUUUGAGACGGCAAACCACAUGUAUGGUUCCACCGCACUCAUCCACAUGGUCGGCCGAUCCAGGGCUAGACUUGCUUGGAGCACCCACUACGUCGGAGACCUCAGGGCAGUUAAUAACAAUUUGUUGGACACGUAUCAGCUGAAAUCCCUCGACGGGCUGCUAGAGGCAGACGUUGGCGGAAUGACGCUGAGGAAAAUAGGCGGCAAGUUUUGGGUGCGCUUCAACAGCUCCCUGGAUAUGGAAAUGGCUAGCGACGCCGACAGCUUUGCCCUGCGUGAUGGAUACGACGACGUGAUUUCUUGCCUCGGCUUCAAGUUUGACAAAACCAUUUUUCACAGCUCAACGCGUCCAGCCAGCUCUCGCCUCACGCCGAAAUACCCAGCGAUGAAAUCGAAUUACGAGUCGCAGAACAUCCCCGGCCUGUUCUUUGCCGGCACCGUCAGCCACUCGCUUGACUUCCGUCGCUCGGCGGGCGGCUUCAUCCACGGUUUUCGCUACACAGUUCGCACCCUGCACCGAAUGCUCGAGUGGAAAAACCACGGCGCGCGGUGGCCGUCGCGGACGCAGCCGCUCAAGGAGCUGCUCAACACGGUGCUCAUGAGGAUCAACGAGGGCGCCGGGCCGUACCAAAUGUUCGGCCAACUCACCGACCUUUAUUUGUUCCACGGGAACAAUUCGGAGUUUACACUGCUGCACGAGUUUCCCGCCGCUCUGAUUUCCCGCUUGUCCGAUUACACUGGCCACUCCGCGGAAGGUCCAAUACUGGUUUCCCUGUUGGAAUACGGACCCGAAUUCUCCGGCCCCGACAAAGACACUUUCCGCCCCGACAGAGCAAUUGGAGACCCACUCGAAGCGCAUCUCUCCAAUUUCCUUCACCCCGUAUUCUACUUUUACUCCCACGUCCCUUCAGAGACCGACUGGCUGCAAGAAGACUUAAGCAAUGGUGGAAUUUUGCCGCGACCAGAAAAAAUGCACCACGUGUUGGAAGACUUUCUGACACAAUGGACUGCGCCCUCGACCCACGUCAAUCCUCUGCGACGCUUCCUCGAGUCGUGCGUCAAUGCGGAAUUGAAGAGCGCGACUGAAAACGCGUGUUUUGUUGGCGAACUUGUUUCCAAAGGCGACCGUCCAACAUGUGCCGAUUUCCGGACACGCGGACAUGGAUUGUAAAACGUGAUUGAAAAAAUUCAUUUCAAAAUAUUGA